GCACACGGAGAGAAAAGCAACGCCAGUGGAGCUGCAGAACGCAGACUACGACUCUCACUCACUCCAGCGUCAUCCGCUUAUAAACCCUCGAACAUGGCUGAUCAGCUAACAGAGGAGCAGAUUGCCGAGUUCAAGGAGGCUUUCUCCUUAUUCGACAAGGAUGGAGAUGGCACCAUCACCACCAAAGAGCUGGGCACAGUGAUGCGGUCGCUGGGGCAGAACCCCACGGAGGCGGAGCUCCAGGAUAUGAUAAACGAAGUGGAUGCUGAUGGCAAUGGAACCAUAGACUUCCCAGAGUUCCUGACCAUGAUGGCCAGAAAGAUGAAGGACACGGACAGUGAGGAGGAGAUCCGUGAGGCCUUCCGGGUAUUCGACAAGGAUGGAAAUGGCUAUAUCAGCGCUGCAGAGUUGCGCCACGUUAUGACGAACCUCGGGGAGAAGCUCACAGAUGAGGAAGUGGACGAGAUGAUUAGAGAAGCGGACAUCGAUGGGGACGGUCAGGUGAACUACGAAGAAUUUGUACAGAUGAUGACCGCAAAGUGAAGCUUCCUGUCCUCUCCUGCCCCCUUAGAAGAAAACAAAAAAAUCAAAUGUUUUAUUUACCUCUUGGG
Molecule: messenger RNA, 611 nt
Organism: Colossoma macropomum (tambaqui)
Lineage: Eukaryota; Metazoa; Chordata; Actinopteri; Characiformes; Serrasalmidae
Gene: calm1b
Product: calmodulin 1b
Exons: 6
Coding region: 94-543 (149 amino acids)
Molecular function (GO): calcium ion binding
Source: RefSeq, a predicted model, not a curated record